AUGGACCGGAUCCAGCGCCUGUUCCAGACGCAGGCGGCGGCGGGCGGCGCGGGCGCGCCCGAGGCUCCCGUCGUCGACACCGCCGAGAUGGUCUACAUCUCGUCGAUGGCGCUGCUCAAGAUGCUCAAGCACGGGCGCGCGGGCGUGCCGAUGGAGGUGAUGGGGCUGAUGCUGGGCGAGUUUGUGGACGACUACACGGUCAAGUGUGUGGACGUGUUUGCGAUGCCGCAGAGCGGCACCGGCGUGAGCGUCGAGGCGGUCGACCCGGUCUUCCAGACCAAGAUGCUCGACAUGCUCAAGCAGACGGGCCGGCCCGAGAUGGUCGUGGGGUGGUACCACUCGCACCCGGGCUUCGGGUGCUGGCUGUCGGGCGUCGACAUCAACACGCAGCAGAGCUUCGAGGCGCUCAACCAGCGCGCGGUCGCGGUGGUGGUGGACCCGAUCCAGUCCGUCAAGGGCAAGGUCGUGAUCGACUGCUUCCGCUCCAUCAACCCGCAGCUCAUCAUGCUGGGGCAGGAGCCGCGGCAGACGACGUCCAACAUCGGACACCUGCACAAGCCGUCCAUCCAGGCGCUCAUCCACGGGCUCAACCGGCACUACUACUCGAUCGCCCUCUCGUACCGCAAGAACGAGCUCGAGCAGCAGAUGCUGAUGAACCUGCACAAGAAGAACUGGACCGACGGCCUGCGCGUCUCCGACUACGAGAAGCACUCGGAGGAGAACCGCAAGUGCGUCACCGAGCUGACCGAGCUCUCCGCCGCGUACGAGAAGGCCGUCAAGCAGGAGAUCGAGCUCUCCGCCGAGCAGCUCGUCGUCGCCACCGUCGGAAAGGUGGACGCCAAGCGGCGAAUCGAGGAGUCCGUCGUCAAGCUGAUGAGCGCAAACAUCGUCCACUGCCUCGGCACCAUGCUCGACACCGUCGUCUUCUGA
This is a messenger RNA of Emiliania huxleyi CCMP1516, 930 nucleotides long. RefSeq lists its product as hypothetical. The transcript is spliced from 2 exons. Gene Ontology annotation, biological process: proteasome-mediated ubiquitin-dependent protein catabolic process; protein deubiquitination. Gene Ontology annotation, cellular component: proteasome regulatory particle, lid subcomplex. Gene Ontology annotation, molecular function: protein binding; metallopeptidase activity; proteasome binding. The coding region runs from base 1 to 930 and encodes 309 amino acids. NCBI's taxonomy places the organism in Eukaryota, Haptophyta, Isochrysidales, Noelaerhabdaceae. The record is from RefSeq and is a predicted model, not a curated record.